This is a messenger RNA of Arabidopsis thaliana (thale cress), 1715 nucleotides long. Its product is annotated as HXXXD-type acyl-transferase family protein. The record is from RefSeq and is marked reviewed. The coding region runs from base 180 to 1532 and encodes 450 amino acids. NCBI's taxonomy places the organism in Eukaryota, Viridiplantae, Streptophyta, Magnoliopsida, Brassicales, Brassicaceae. The transcript is spliced from 2 exons.
CAAGCAUUUUUAUGUGUAUAGAAAAAUAAUACUUGACUUUGCAGUUUCCAUUUCCAAUCUUCAAAGUCAUAUCUUACCAAACUCACAUCUCUAGCUAAUAUAUCCCCUAUAUUUUGUUACAAAUAUAUAUAUAUAUAUAUAUCUUACACAAAGACAGUGCAUGUGAUAUAGAAAUCAAGAUGGGAAGCCAAGGCAUGAGUUCACCGAGUCCCUUGGUGGUGAAGAAAUCGCAAGUGGUUAUAGUGAAACCCUCAAAGGCUACACCUGAUGUCUCUCUUUCUCUCUCCACACUCGACAACGAUCCUUAUCUCGAAACCCUCGCCAAAACCAUCUAUGUCUACGCUCCACCAUCCCCAAACGACCACGUCCACGAUCCAGCUUCCCUUUUUCAGCAAGCUCUCUCUGACGCCCUUGUCUAUUACUACCCUCUCGCUGGAAAACUUCACCGGGGAUCACACGACCAUAGACUAGAAUUGAGGUGCAGUCCCGCGGAAGGAGUCCCCUUUGUUAGGGCAACCGCAGACUGUACUCUCUCUUCCCUCAACUAUUUGAAGGACAUGGACACUGACUUAUACCAACUCGUACCUUGUGAUGUAGCUGCGCCCUCUGGCGAUUACAACCCUCUGGCUUUGCAGAUCACUUUGUUUGCAUGCGGAGGGCUCACUCUUGCUACGGCCCUCUCUCAUUCCUUGUGUGAUGGUUUUGGAGCGUCUCAGUUUUUCAAAACCUUAACUGAGCUCGCCGCGGGAAAAACACAACCUAGCAUCAUCCCCGUCUGGGACAGACAUCGUCUCACUUCUAACAACUUUAGCUUAAACGACCAAGUGGAGGAGGGACAAGCUCCCAAGCUAGUUGAUUUUGGAGAGGCUUGCUCUUCUGCGGCAACUUCUCCCUACACACCCAGCAACGACAUGGUAUGUGAGAUCCUCAACGUGACAUCCGAAGAUAUUACUCAGCUCAAGGAGAAAGUUGCGGGGGUGGUCACGACUCUAGAGAUUCUUGCGGCCCACGUCUGGAGAGCAAGGUGCCGGGCCUUGAAGUUAAGUCCAGAUGGGACUUCUCUUUUCGGAAUGGCUGUGGGUAUACGCCGCAUUGUGGAGCCACCAUUACCGGAAGGGUACUACGGAAACGCAUUUGUCAAAGCCAACGUAGCAAUGAAGGCUGGAGAGUUAAGCAACUCACCGUUGUCUCACGUUGUUCAGCUCAUUAAAGAGGCAAAGAAAGCGGCACAGGAGAAGAGGUACGUGUUGGAGCAGUUAAGAGAGACAGAGAAAACGUUGAAGAUGAAUGUAGCGUGUGAAGGAGGGAAAGGAGCGUUCAUGUUGCUUACUGAUUGGAGGCAACUUGGAUUGCUAGACGAAAUUGAUUUUGGGUAUGGAGGAUCAGUGAAUAUUAUACCAUUGGUGCCCAAGUAUCUGCCGGAUAUUUGUAUUUUCUUGCCGAGGAAGCAAGGUGGUGUUAGAGUGCUAGUCACGCUGCCCAAAUCUGUAAUGGUCAACUUCAAGGAACACAUAAAUCCCCUAAAUACAUGAAAUUAAUAAGCAGGUGAAUGUAAUUCACAGUGUUUCUUUAAAAUAUGAAAAGGACCUCAUGCGAUUGUAUAUUUAAAGCUUUUGUUUGCUGUUUGUUUAAGUUUUUCACAUUUGGAAAGUAAUAUUUUACAAACCAAUAAUGUAACGCCACGUCAGCAACAAUAUUCCUUCUAAAGACCCCAC